GUGUGACAGGAAUGGGGAUGUUGCUCAUGGUGUAUCGUCGCUGCUAAAGCCGGCUGAGGUUUAUUCAUGUUUGUGGUGGUUAACGCUUAAUAGACCCCCUAACCGUAGAGCUCAUUGCGGCAGAAGGACAGAGAUGUGACUGGGCUGUUAUCCGUUGACAGCAUACGGCGUUAUUUAUGUAGUUUUACUGCCUUAGCUAGAGUUGCUAACGGCGGUUUAUUGCUGCAGUGUGACAGCUGCGACGAGAAUGUCCGGUUAUUCAGGACUGGCAUGAACAGACUUUGUGCCCUCAUUCUUUACUGAAAGACUCUGACCUGCUGCCUCUCUCGAGCAGAGUUUACUAAGCUAUGGGAAGAAAUGUGGGACAUAUGUUUGUGGUCACACGUUAAAACUCGUGACAGUCUCGUAACUCGGGUUCAUUUAGCUUGGCUGGGUCGGGAUUAACAUCCCGUGUUAACAUCAUGUCUGAUUCCUGUGAAACACCAGAGACCAGUCAUGACGAUUACAGAGUCAAUGGAUGUGGGACACACUCUGAGGUCGCUAGAAGUCCAGCUGCCUCGGUUCCAAGCUUACUGUCAGUUAAGAAGAGAAAGAUCGUGCUUCACUUUGAUCUCAACAACACCGUCCUUGUGUCUGAUGCCGUUACUAAACAAGGAACAGUUGCUGCCCUUGAAUACUUUCUGUCCACCGUGACCUGGGGACGGAUGGCAAAAGGAAAGUGGGAGUGGAGGUGUGAGACUCCAUCUCUCCUUCCACCCUGUGAGGGUGCUACUACUUACUACUCCCACUUUGGUAGAGUAGCAAGCUUCACCACAGUUGGGCCGGGCAAACGUUUCCGAAAGGUUCUUGAGGAGCAUCUGGAGCUCCUGCAGUGGCCUUCUCACCUGGAGCCAGAUAAGGAGCUGUGUGUGAGAGGAGAAGAUGGCAAGCUGUACCACUGGAUUCUUCCCUCCUUCUUUCAACUGCUGCAGGACCUGGCGUCACAGGGGCUGGAAUUUUCCAUCGUAUUUCGCACCUUUGGCACUGACCUGCCCCGCGUUUUGAUGGUUGUUAAGCGAGCCCUCGAGCAAGGAACCCAUCCGCUCUUUCCUGACCUCCCAGCACUAAAGAUGAGUGUGAAUGCAACAGCAGGCCUGAUCAGGUGCAGCACUAAGGGUGCCGUUCUGACUCGAGGAGAGGAGCGUGUGUCCUCGCGGGAGGGGGAGCGGAGUCUGUAUCAGUACAUGAGCUCUUCACAGGGGCUGGGUGGCUUCCAGGACCACUUUGACUGGUGGGCCCGGAACACAUACUCCAUUUUGGGAGGAAAACCACUAUGGAUUGACCCUUUUGACUCCACAGUCCAGCACAUCUUCAUUGAUGACAACAUUCGUCAAAAUGAUGAGGACACAAUCGUGCAUCCAAAGGUAUUUUUGGAUCCAGAAGGCUCACAGACACGUACAGCCUCCACUUCAGAACUGUAUGAUCUGUGUUUGAUACAGAACGAUCUCCUUAGAGCCAUUUCAGACCCCACCUACUUCACCCAGCGCAUCCACAUAUGCAUGGAGAACUAUGAGAGGAACCUUCAGCAGUGAUUAAGCUAAUCUGACUUUGUGUAUUUUUGUGUGUGUUUUAUUUAUGCACCUGGAAAGAGAUGGAAAGAAGAUUGAAGAAUUAUGUUUGUGGUCAUUUGAUCACAUCUGUGAUCUUAAAAGAUCAACUUGAAUAUGCAGUCUCUUGCACUAAACCUCAACUCAUCCAAUUUUGAGCAUAUUGAUGUAAGAGUUCUGUAGCACACUGUAUCUCGUUGGGUGUGUGUUCAUAACCAGUUCAGAUUAUCAGCGCCACUGACUGAAGCAUUGAGGCUUGAACUCUUGUUCGCCUAUUCAAAAGUCACAAUGUACGUAGAGUGUACGGCCAAAAAGACCUUAUGUUACAAACUAGUGGCUGGACGGGACGUUAGAUAGGAGGAAUUCCAUAAUUAAAAUAUCCAUUAUAGGGGUGAAGAAUAUGGCAAAUCACGAUACAAAGUAUUUUCAUAUUAUAAUACACAUGCUUAGAAUUUACAACAAUACAUAUCAUAAUACAUAUCCUUAGAGUUUUCUGAAGUUUGACACUUUGGAACAGCCACAUUACAGUACUUUUUAAAUCAUUAUCCAACAUUUUGUAGGCUGCACUGUAUUACGUCCAACUAUACAGGACCAUUUACAGUAAAAUACAAACGUUUGCCCACACUGUCAUAUAUGUUGUUGAUGUUCUAGGUGAAAAUAAGUUAAGAAAUCCUUUAUAUUGAACAUAUUGUAGUGCACAGUUUCUGAUUAUUUGCUGAGUUUAGCAUUUUGGAAAAAUACAACAGAAAAACUGGCCACAAAAAAAAAAAUCAGCAAAUAAACAGCCUGUUCUCUGUAGAGGAUAUAAUCAUUUAUUUUCACUUGGGAAAUCAACAAAAAGUGGAAUUUAACUAGUGGGCACCCAAACUUCUGCAUAUUACUGUAUGUUCUCGUGGACUUCUGACAUUGUCAAAAUUGAAGCUUGCCAUCUCCAGACAACAGUGUAAAACAUUACUCAGCUACUCCACUCGUCAAAAUCUUUUUGUAACGAAACCUAGUUUGUCUGUGUUCUUUAAGUACUGAAGAAACACAUAAUAGUUUAUCAUAAUAAUAACGAUAUGGUCAUAUUUCCCAGUUCUGAUCUGUGGAAUCUGUGGAAGGGGUGGAAUAUUGAAGGAAGUGUGGAAGGGUGGAAUAUUACUUCUACAAGUAAGGCAAGGGAAGGUUUCUUCUAUUUUUGGUUCAUGACUGAUGUAUUUUGAAACAUUAUCCUUUAUCUCUAAUUCCGCUGUAGUCAAUGUCUGUUUAAGAUUUGUAACUGAAGUUUCCAAAACCGGUAAUAACUGAACCACCAGUUGAGCUUUAUGUUAAGUAUCAAAGUAGAUUCUACGUCAUGUGACGACACUGUUAUACUACUGGCCUACUUUACUGUGGCAUAAUGAAGAAAAAUGACUUUUACAUGCAGUAACAACUUCUGUGGUUUAGUUCAGAGAUGUUUCUCUCGACCUCAGUAUUCUCAGGGUUUAUGAUGUUUAACGUUGAGCAUUAUGAGGUAUGUUUUGUAGGAUUAUUGAAUUAUAUUUUACAUCUUAGGAUCCUCUGUGGACCGUUAUACUUGAAUUUUUGACCUGUUUUGCUUUGCUUACUUUAAAGGUUAUGGAAAAUGUUAAGUCUUUCCAGAAUGUACUUCUCAUUUAUGCUUUACAUGCAUCUUUUUGCCAUUUGUUGUUAAAAUGUAGAGGAUGGGAAAAGAGAGAGAUGUUUAUUUCUCCCAUCUGACUGACAGUAAGACUUGAUGAGAAUUGAUGAGAUUGAUGAUGUCAGUUGAUGAAAGUUUUUGGUGAUGAAAUGACUCUGCAGGUUGAAUUUCACAUUUGGCCACAAUGUUUUAUUAGUGUACAAAAUAUAUUUUAUUAGGGCUGAAGGACUAUUUAUCUUUAUAUUGAUAGUGCACUUGUCAAAUUGGUAGACCUGCUGUUUUAAUUAAAACCUUCAUUAUU
This is a messenger RNA of Pygocentrus nattereri (red-bellied piranha), 3526 nucleotides long. RefSeq lists its product as uncharacterized. The record is from RefSeq and is a predicted model, not a curated record. Lineage: Eukaryota; Metazoa; Chordata; Actinopteri; Characiformes; Serrasalmidae. The coding region runs from base 462 to 1571 and encodes 369 amino acids. The transcript has 5 exons.